Molecule: messenger RNA, 472 nt
Organism: Aspergillus sclerotioniger CBS 115572
Lineage: Eukaryota; Fungi; Ascomycota; Eurotiomycetes; Eurotiales; Aspergillaceae
Exons: 1
Coding region: 182-421 (79 amino acids)
Source: RefSeq, a predicted model, not a curated record
CCGAGCAGCAGCAUGCGGUUGACCGUCGUCGCUUGAGGUGUCGACGUGUUCGAGUGCGGGGCGGGAGUGACGGAGGAGAGAGGAGAGAGGCUGGCCGACGAUUAGGUAGCAAGCCAGUGCCGUUGGGAGGGAACCACCAUCCCAGCCUCACCGCAACACUUACCAAUCCCACCCAUCAGUCAUGACUCACCCGCCCAACAGACGUCUGGAGCGGUUUACCGGCUCCCUGAUUGCGUUGUCGAGCAGCACCCAAUGCACUAGUAGCUCCUUGAUAACCAUCACCGCCGUCCCCGACGGAAAUUCCUCUGGAGAGAUGGUCGAUUGGCCAAUGAACGGCUGGGACAUAACGACAUUGUUUUACGAUUUCCACCGUCUUUCGCAUCGGCCCAAAAUCUUCGAGGGUAUCACGGAAAGAUGCUAAAGGGAAAAAAAAAAAAAAAAAAAAAAAAAGAUCAAGGCAGGCAAGCAACUU